UUUACCAGCUUGUCAUGGAGAUCGCUAGUAUGUAACACGAUGCAUCCCGCCAACGAUUAUGAGCGAGGGCGGUCCACAGUGUUCCGCUUCUUCAAAAGAGCGGAUGUCUCGGGAUAACCUACGCUAUCGCGGCGUGCGUCAUACAUGUAAGGUUUAUGAGGUCCGCUUUCCUCCUCAUUUCUAGGGAGCCUCCACAGAGAGGAGCUGAGGCGCUAGACCGGAGAAUCUGCUGUCAGUUUUAACCAAGGCUGGAGGUGUGAAGAGAAGAGCUCGACUUGCACUUCGCUGGUUUUGUUGGGGAUCCAGCGUGCGAGUGGUUCACACUACAGAACCAGACAUGGCGUUACUCGGACUACAUCUGUUAUUCCUCAUCCUGAGGGUUGUGUGUAGUAACAAGGGCCUGCCCAUCUCCACGUCAGUCCGGGGUACCCUGGGUGAGAUCGUCACCCUGCCGGCCAGCUACGAUCACGACCAGCCCGUCAUCGCCCUGACAUGGAACAAGUUCGACCCCAACAUCCAGGGAACCCGGAUUCCCGUCUACAUGUACUCUCCUAACAGUAACAGCUCCUUACCCCUGGGCCCGUUCAAGGACCGCGCGACGCUCAACAACAACGGCUCCCUGACGUUACGUCAUCUGGAGAAGAAGGACGAGGGCCAGUACGUCAUGACUACGUUAAUAGACGCGGUCGGACAGCAGGAACACUAUGUCUACCUCGAAGUGCAAAUACCUCCGAAAGUAAGUGUAGGACAACAGAGCCCGCUGCGUGUUCCCAUCAACACCAACAUCACACUCAACUGCACGGUGGAGAAGAGCACUAACCUACAGUACAACAUCUACUGGCUCAGGAAUGGUGUCCGGCCGCCUCCCGGCUGGCAUGUUGAGUAUGAGGACCAGAACUCCUACAAGUCUGCCCUAACGGUCACCAGACUUACCCGAGAGGAUGCCGGGAAUUACACCUGCGUGGCGCAACAUGGCGGCAGCUGGCAGUCAGACAGUCUCUCAUUGGAUGUUCUGUACCCGGCAGUCAUAACCAACAUCUCCGCCCCCACCAUGGCGUUUGUGGGGACCUCCGUGUCUCUAUCGUGCCAGGCUGACGGCAACCCCGCCCCGCAGAUCCACUGGUACCGAGCCGGCGCGGACUCCAGCCCGAUCCACACAGCCGACCAAGGGAAGAGCAGCUCCAGGCUGACCCUACAGGAGCUGGACACGUCGGACGAUGGUCAGUACGUCUGCCUGGCCACCAACAGGAUGGGACAGUGGGACAGGCGAUCUGUUCAUCUGACGGUGCUGAGAGUGGCAUCACCUCCUACAGCUGUCAUAGCAGAAACUGCCACGAAGCCGGGCUCCUGGGCGGACUUCUCCAUGAUAGUAGGCGGGGCGGCGGGAGGAGCGGCCGUGCUGCUGACCGUCAUGCUGACGUGGUUCGUCUGGUCCCGCCGCCUGAAGGACAAACCCGGGUACGGCAACCCCACCUUGCUGAUGCCGGGUCUACAGGGGCAGAGCAACGCCAUGGUCAUGGUCAGCGACGAGGGGAACACGCUAUCAGUCAAAUCCUUCACCGGGAGUGAGAAGAAAGAUGUCUGUGUGUCCCAGGAAAGACCACCUAUACCCGACUCACUACAGGCUAAGAUAGCUGCAGAUCUCUCCAACUGGACAUCGGACAAAGCAGCCGGCUGCGCAUGUUCAACCGUAGAUUCCAAAUCAACAAAAUGUUCAGAAGAAGACGACGAGAAGGCUGAAACCGAGCGAGAAUAUCGCACAGAAGAGAUGGAGUUGCCAUGA
This is a messenger RNA of Branchiostoma belcheri (Belcher's lancelet), 1783 nucleotides long. RefSeq names its product contactin-5-like. Gene Ontology annotation, biological process: cell-cell adhesion. Gene Ontology annotation, cellular component: cell-cell junction. Lineage: Eukaryota; Metazoa; Chordata; Leptocardii; Amphioxiformes; Branchiostomatidae. The transcript is spliced from 8 exons. Gene Ontology annotation, molecular function: cell adhesion molecule binding. The coding region runs from base 338 to 1783 and encodes 481 amino acids. The record is from RefSeq and is a predicted model, not a curated record.